Hibiscus syriacus is the source of this 690-nucleotide messenger RNA. RefSeq names its product GRAS family protein RAD1-like. The coding region runs from base 1 to 690 and encodes 229 amino acids. The transcript has a single exon. Lineage: Eukaryota; Viridiplantae; Streptophyta; Magnoliopsida; Malvales; Malvaceae. The record is from RefSeq and is a predicted model, not a curated record. Gene Ontology annotation, molecular function: DNA-binding transcription factor activity; sequence-specific DNA binding. Gene Ontology annotation, cellular component: nucleus. Gene Ontology annotation, biological process: regulation of DNA-templated transcription.
AUGGAGGCCUUUCAACUACUUUACCACAUAUUUCCUUGCGUUGCAUUUGGUUUCAUGGCUGCAAAUGAGGCAAUAUCUCAAGCAGCACAAGCGAAAGGCUCCUUGCACAUCACUGAUCUAGGAAUGAAACAUAAACUUCAAUGUCCUUCCCUGAUACGAACACUAGCAUCAAGGCCCGAAGGUCCCCCGACUCUUCUAAUAACGACAUUAACCAGCAAUGUACAUCUCCUAGAGCUCGAAGCCUAUAUGAAGUCCCUCAUCGAGGAUGCUAGCUAUCUCACUCGGUAUAGCAAUGGAGUUCCACACAAUAUCAGAGUCAGUUACACCAUGUCUUUUAACUCCAGAGAAUCUCAAGAGAAGGGGAACCAUUAUACAUCAACAGUUAUGCACUUGCACAAAUAUGUCAAAGAAAGAAAAGGAUCGCUCGAAGCAAUCAAGAAACUAAGCCCAGCUCGGUUGACAGUGGUGGAACAAGAUGCAAACCACAACGGACUGUUCUUUCACGGGCAGUUCCUCGAGGCCCUUCACUGCUAUUCAGCCAUUUUCUAUUCACUAGAAGCUAGUCUACCCAGACAUAGUCCUCAAAGGAUGAAGAUAGUGAGGCUUUACUUUGCCAAAGAAAUAUGGAACAUCAUAGCUUACGAAGGGUCGGACGGGACCGAAAGGGACGAACAAGUGGAUCCAUGGUGA